AUGGCAGGAUUACACAUUGACUUACUUCGUCACGCGUUAGUUCUAGUACUAUGUGGGUCGUAUUUAGUUGGUUCAACAUUUUUAAUACUGAUGUUUGUCCCACCAUUUGCAUUGUUUGGUUGGGUCUUCUUGCCCAUCGUAGUUGGCAGUGUUCUUGUGUGUGCAUAUAGUAUCGCAUGGAUAGUAUAUUUAUAUAAGGGACAAACUGACAGGCCAUUCAAUCUUCCCUACAAUCCCAAGCGUAUAUUUAAAAUCAAUUAUGCUUUCUUCUCCAUGCUAUGGACAAGUAUUAUUAUGUUUGUACCUUUGUUUGCUGAAUAUGGGGAGGAUAUUUAUUAUGGUAGCAGUUCGAAUUCCAAUAGGCUUGAUGUCUAUAUUCCUGACACUUCAAAAUAUCCUCAAAUAUUUGAUGCUGCAUUUCAUCCUGUAAUUGUGUUUAUUCAGGGUGGUUCUUGGGGUUCAGGAGAUAAAAUAUGGUAUAGUUUAUUAGCUCUGCGUUUGAGACAAAUGGGUUAUGUAGUAGUUGUACCGAAUUUUUCUUUAUAUCCUAAAGCAAAGAUUGACGUUAUGUUGUCUGACAUCAAACGCUCUUUGGUAUGGACAAAAAGAUUCAUUAGUAAAUUUGGCGGAGAUCCAAAUAAAAUUUACAUUAUGGCGCUCACCUUGGUUCCCUUAUUACAAUUCGUGAUUCAAUUAUUAAAUCCCAAACUAUGGAGGGAAGAUUAUCAUGUGCCAUUGGGUAGUGAGACUCAUUCAAGUACGGAUACGUUUAUUGUUAGGAUGGCUGGCGUAUACGAUAUAGGAAGACAUUAUCUCUGGGAAACUAAACGUGGUGUUGAGGAAGUUUCCCCGAUGGGCCGUGUGAUGGGAGACACACCUGAAACCUUUGAGAUGAACUCUCCAGCUUUACUUCUUCAAAGUGCAAUGAAAGAUAGAGAAGUUGAUAUUAAUAGGUUAAAGAAGCUAAUACCCCAAAAAAUUUUACUAAUUCAUGGAGAUAUGCUUAAUUUGGUGUUGAGUGAUUUAAACAUUGAAGAUUUAAGACUUAGAAUAAUGACUGGAAUGGAUCAUUCAGAUCCUGUAGUUGGGUUAAUGUAUAGCCCCUUUAGAAAUAGGUUUACACCUCAAUUAACUAGUGAACUCGGAAAUUUUAUGUUGCAGGAUGAUCACGAAUUUGAAGAAUAUUAA
Dentiscutata erythropus is the source of this 1188-nucleotide messenger RNA. The record is from the annotation of a GenBank genome assembly. NCBI's taxonomy places the organism in Eukaryota, Fungi, Glomeromycota, Glomeromycetes, Diversisporales, Gigasporaceae.